AUGCCAUCGUUGGCGCCUCAAAUGCGUUUUUUCAAAAAGUCCCGCCAAUGCUACGAGAUCAACCCGCCCGACCAGAUGCACAAUGUCGUAUAUCUUGGCAAUGUUCUCACGAUCAUGGCCAAGGGAGACCAGAGCAUUGAGCGGCCGCUUCAGGCGAUCUGGAGCUCGUAUUCGACCAGGAAGCGGGAUGUGGCUAUGAAAUUGAGUGUGACAAGGCAGGGGUUGAAGGUGGAGACGAAAGAGUUGGGGUAGGUUUUUCAUUUUUCCGGAAUUUUUUUAAUUUAAAAAAUUUUUUUUGAUGUUUUUGGGUGACAAAAAUCAAAUUUUUAUCAUUUUCAAGAAAUCAUUUUGAAAUUCUUGUCGCUUUUAAUUUAAAAAGAAAGAAAAAAGUUUAUUUUUAACUUUUAAAAUACCUAAAGUGCUUAAUUUCGACUGUAAGUUUAAAAUACAGUCAUUACCACGUCUAAAGGUCUUGAUUUUAGGGCGGUUUUGCCGACUUUAAAACACUUUUUUCAUCGUUUUCUUAUAAAAAUUACAAAAUUUGCGACAGAAAUUUACAGUUUUAAGUGCUUUACAUUAUAAUCACAGGCUUAAACUUUGUUUUUUGGGUCAAAAAGUUUGUAGAAUUUAUAUUUUUUGGGAAAAAAUAGGUAAAAUAAGGGUUAUUUUUUAAAUUUUGUUGAGAUUUUUCCAGCUUUUCCAGCUACUUUUCAAUAAAACUAAUUAAAAAUGAUGGAACUGACAUUUUUUUUUGAAUGUAUGUAAUGUGAAAUAUCAAGUUUUAAUUUUUUAAGUAACAAAAUUUUAAAAAAUAUUGUUGCUAUAUCAUUAAAAUGCUGAAAAACAGUAGAAAGUUCUGGUUUUUUCCCAUUAAAUUUAGUGUCUGGCGAUUUAUGGGCCCAAAAAGAAUCGAAAAAUAUUCGAAUUCCGCCGUCGCAAGGCCUUCUUAAUGCUUAAGAGGGGUUCAAAUUGAGGCUCCAAAUUUGCAUACAAUGAAUUUUAAUCAAAAAUAUUGGGAGGUUUUGGAAAGAAAAUACAAGAAUGCAAAGUCCGUAUUUUACAAAAAUUUUGUGAAUUUUUAAACUUUUAAAAAUAUGAAGUUUAAAAAAACUUUAGUUAAUAUUUUCCAUUUUAAGUCUAAACUCUUCUCAAAUUUUAAACUUCCCCUUUUCAGAAUCACCGAGUACUGGGCCCACCGCAUCACGUACUGUUAUGCACCAGCCGAGUACCCUCGCGUAUUUUGUUGGGUGUACAAGCACGAAGGCAAGAGAAUGAAGCCUGAGUUGAGAUGUCAUGCUGUUUUAUGUCGCAAACGCAGCGAACCGACCAAAAUCGCCGAAACUCUCACGAAUUAUCUCCACGCAGCGCUGCAGGUAAGGGUUACGUCGCCAAAAUCUAGGGUUUUCGAAAUGUUUCGAAGUGAUUUUUAGGUUUUUAAAUGUAGGGUAUGAAUUGAAAUUUUGGUUUUUGUUAGAAAGUAGUAUGAGGUUUCGAAAAGAAUUUUAGAAAACAUUAAAAAUUAGAAAAAAUGUCAAUUUUUUGUUUUUUUGGAAAAACGUGUAAUAUCUUGGUUAAUAGUUCAUGUAUAAUAAGCAAAUUAAGUACCAAUCAACCAUGGUACAUGCUGAUUAAUUGUGCCAAAUUCGAUAUUUUGGCAAUGCAUGUUAAGGUAGUUAUGAAUUUUUGAAAAACAUCUACUUUUGCUCCAAAAUAGCCAUAUUUUCACUAUAAAAUCACUUUUUUUGGAUGUUUUCAAAACUAAAUCAAUGUUACCAUAGUAAAUUACUUCAGUACUUUCUAGUUACACUAAAUUCCAAUCAAAUUAAUAGACAUCUUUUUAUUUUUCCAAACUUUCCGCUCAAAAAACACUUCAAAACAGUUGUAAAACACCACAAGAGCGAUGAAUUUGCAAAGAAAAGCGAUUAAAAGUAACGCAGUAACAAGGAAGAAUUCACAGUAGUUAAGACUAAUGAUAGGUUAACAUAAGUGUAACAAACAGUCAAAGUUUUACGUGGAGAUUGUGAGAAAACUUUUAUUUUGAAAAAAAAACAAAUCUCUGUUUCAGUAAGGAAAAGUUGGUGGAACUUGGAUUUGUUUUGGCACUUUAGGUAUAACAGGAUUAGUGUGAGUUCCUUAUAGGAAUCGGCUUUGGUUUUGGAUACUCAUAACAGUUGGAAUGUCAUGAAAUUUGAAAAAUAUGAUAAGAUGUUCAUAAAAUGCCACAUUAUUACCUAAAACCAUUUUUUUCAGUUUUUAAAAUUUUUUAAAUUAAAAGUUCUUCAAGCUAGUUAAUCUCAAUAUAAAAUUCAAAUCUAACCCAAUCUCAAUAUAAAAUCUCAUACCAACCCAACCUCAACAUAACCUCUUUCAGGAGUACAAACGAGAGAAGCUAGCGAUGGAAAAAGCCCGCAAAUCAGUGGUAACUGGUACCCAAAACGGGGAAAUUCUUCCAAGAAGAAAAAUGCUGCUACAAAGUGGUACCCUCAACUUUAGACCACCAGUAAAUCGAUCGAAAAGUGCUCCUCGACUAGGAUCCAUCGAUGAAGAAGAUGAAAUCGAUGAGGAGAAGAUCCUGCUUCACGAUCAAUGUGUCAGCGAUUAUGAGUUUGAUGAGGUAAGGUGGUACCGUUUAUUAAAAAGUUGGGCAGGGUUGUCUUAAAGCUGGAGCUUAUGGUCUAUUUUGAAGUUUUUGGACGAUACUUUAUGUUGAUGGUAGUACCAUUAGGACUACAUUUAAUUUUUUGAACGGUUUUUGACUUUUAAAAUUUAUAGGUGUACUAUUAGCACCAUCUUGACAAAAUUGUUAAUUUAAAAAAAAAAUAUUUUUUUAAUUUUUUGGCUAAAAAGGUAUCAUUAGUAUAAAAAAAACCUUUACACAAUUUUUGGAUUUAAACAGUACCGCUAGUACCAGUAGGACCAUUUUUCAUAAAAUUACGAAAUUUUUAAAUUUCGAUUUUAAAAGCCUCUCAGACUGGAAAUUUAUACUUUUAUCACGUAUCCGUGCCAUUUCAAAUGUCACAGUCUAGUGUUUUUGUUUUGCGUUGCAAAAGUUUUUGCAGAAUAUAGUAAGACUAUAUAGACGGAAGAUAAUUAGAUCUCAUUUCGAGUACUCUUCGGGGUCGAGUGCUUUAAUUUCGAUAGAAAAACAAUAAUAAUCGCGAGCAUAAUUACUCUACAAACUUUCAAAUUCGAUUAACUUUGGCAGUAAUUGGAUCUCUAAAUCAAAUUUUUUAUUUUUCACUGUAACAUAACUAUUUUACAUUAAAAAAUAAAAAAUAUCUUAUCCCUAAAUCAAAAUGACAUUCUUUUUAUUUAGUAAACAAAAACCUGGAUUUAAACUUUCACCGCCACACUUUUUUUGCUGUUAAUUCGCAGCCCACGGGGGAUUUGAAGGAGAAAAAAGAGCUAAUGAAUAAAGUAGCAUUGAUGAAUAUCCGGAAUAAACAAAAAUUGGAUUACACGUCAAUGGUGUGACUGAUUUGAUCAGUAAGAUGUAUUGUAGAGGUCUUUCUGUCUAUCAUUUUGGAAAAGGAUCAAAGGUUGAAAUUUUGGUAAAAAACCUAAAAAAUGGGAUUUUUGAAACAAUAUGACUGGGCGGGGUAAAAAAAAUUUUUUUGCGUUUAGGCCGGAUUAAAAUUCAAGUUCGAAAAAGUUUUAAAAUUUAAAAUUUUUUUUGUUUGAAAGUGCCAAAUAUUACCUAAAAGACCAUCUUUUGGCUGUCAAAAACUAGAAAACGUAUUCAAAACACGGUUUUUUAAAAUUGAAAUUCUAGUGUUUACUCUAUGUUAAUUCAAAAGAUCUAUGAAAACUGUAAUAUAACUAGUAAAAACAAAAAAAAACCAAUAAAUAUGGACAUAAACGCAAUUGUCAAUCAAUUAUUUUUCAAAAAAAAAUUUUUGAUUAAUCGGAUUUGUGGAGGCGUUUUCGUAUUUUACAAAAAAAAGACUUUUUUUAAUUUUAAAAAAUUUUUAAAAAAAUUCUUGUUUUAGUCUUUCCUUCAUUCUUACCUUUCUUUACCAUUUUAUUCAAUUCAAAUUUCUAAAUUUUCAUUUUUCAGACCUCAGAUGCCGAAUCCUUUGGCUACCGUGGCACCCCACUCCUCGGCGGUCCUCCAGGCCUACGUUCUUCAAACCACUCCUUCAGCCAAGACUCCACCACCUCCACCUCAACCCAGGACUCAUCAACUGCCUCCGGCCCUACCUCGAAUCAGAACACCUUUCGUCGUCAACUGUCACUGUGCUCAGCUAAUCGAAAACGCUUCGCCGAAAGUCGACUUCAUGCUUCUAAGACUGUGAACAUCUGCGAGCAGGACGAGUACGAGGAGGGUGUGGUACUGGAAGAGGACGAACUCCCCGCCGAGGAUAUUCUUAAUGAAGAAGGUUCGUCCACUUCGAGCUGUGCCAGUUUGGAUGAUGGGUUUGGGUCAUCGGCUAGCCACAAUUCAGACUACACCUUCAAACAGGAUUACCCACAAGCUCCACAGAACUCGCCGAACUAUGCUGAGAAAUCGAAGACUGGUUCACAAAUAACAUUGACAUCUGAGCACUUAUCGACCGAACUGUCGAAUGAACUGACACAGUUAUGUCGAGUGUCGAAACGACCAGAACAGUCGAGUAUCGACUCAGAUGUGCUGUUGAGUGAUGAGAGUGGAUUCAGUGAAUCUAAGAGUGCACCAAUCGGGUACAACAGCGACGAGGAGAACGGGUUCAACAACAAUAUCGACCCUGCUCAGGAGGUUAAACGCAUAUUGCAGAAUAACUGUCAAGUCACCAUGGUGUAGAUACCCAAUUGGUUCUACUUAUUACGUAAAAGUAGUACUUACUGUAGUUUAAAUGUCAUGGGCUACCAGCCUACCGUGAUAUGGGUGAUAAAGGCUUGAAGGUAUUAUCAACAUACUAUGGUUUGGAGGGCUUCUUAUAUGCCUAUAUUGAUAUACUAUGGCUCAAAAGGCUUUUGCUAUUCAUAUAUUGGUCCACAAGCUUUCAAAAGUUGCAGUAUUAAUUACCGUAUGACAAGAUUGUCUUUUGAGUGAUUACAGUAUCUACUGUAAAAAAGAAGACAUUCACUACUGUAUUUAUGCUUUAGAUAGGAACUUAACUAUUUAUUCAUACCUUGUAGGCUUUUACUUUGAUUUUUUUUAUUCAUUAACUAUGUUAUAUUACUGUCUAAACUUAUAUUACACUUGAGACCUAUACUAGGCUUGAGGGUAAUCUGCCAUCAUAAUGUAUUUAAAAAUUGUCAUUUUUAUUUACUAAAGGUAUUUUAAUAAUAUUAGGUUGCUCAAAUAAUUUUGAGCUUCUACUCUAAUAAAUUUUUUAGGGUUAGGGGGCGCAGAAUUAUUUGAACAACCUAAUAUUUUCAUUUGUUUGUAUUGUACUUAAUAUCUUAGGGUGUUCAAAAAGUUUUGUCGUUUUUUAAACUUCAAUACAAUGUUUAAAAACGACAAAACUUUUCUUUGACAUUUUUUGAUUAUACUAUGUAUUUUGGAUUGGUAUCUUUUUGUAUAUAUGGAAAAGUCUAGUGCGCAGUAUUAAAGAAUGGGUACACUUUGACGCAAUUAUUUCGUAUUUUAGCAUUUGAAACUUCUAUUUAUACUGUAUUGUCUCUCCGCAAUGCUUCAAAUCUAAUAAAGUAUUAUAUUGUUGUUACUGUUCGUUGACAAUAAAUGUUAUCUUAACCUUAGAAUUGGUUUUUCAUUUUUACAAAAUAAUAAAAUAAAAAAAAAUUUUUGAUUUGCCGCUUUAGCACUGAUCUUAACUCUAUAUACCAGCAAGUUAUUCAAAUUAUAAUAUAACAGCAGAAGUAUACCAUUAAAGGCAAAUGUCAAAGUUUAACAUAAGUUUCAAAUAAAGAUUUUUUUUAUUGUAUCAAAUGCUACUGACGUAUAGCUUUUUCUCAAUAAAUAAGGAUUCUAAAACCAACAAAAUCAUUGUGCAUUACGAAGCUGUUUACCUUCUUGUGUUUGAUAAUAGGCGCUUCAGCGUUAUCUCGAGAUGGAGAUGUUCGUCAUUCAUUGAAGUUGGCGCACGAACUCAAGCAAACUCUACCUGAAGACCUACAUCAAGACUUUGAAAAGUUUACUCAAUUCAUCAACCAGUAAGUUACAUCCAACGACUAGCCAGUCAUUUACCGUAGAUAUAUCUUCUUAUGAGAAAAGGCCAAAUCAGUGCAAAAAACUUUGUUUUAGGUACAAACGCAAGUACAACACUGCAGAAGAAAUUGCUCAGCGUUUUGCCAAUAUUCAAAAAUCUUUGAAAAGAAUUGCCGAGCUGUCAGAAUCCAAUCCAGAAGCCACUUAUGGUUUGACCAAGUUUUCUGAUUAUUCUAAAGAAGAACUUACCAGAAUAACUGGUUUGAUUCAUAAAGCAAAGAAAGUUGAUCCGUCUGAAUACUUGAUUGUUGGCACUGACGAUGUCCCAGAUUCUUUUGAUUGGAAAGAACACGAUGGAGUUACUCCAGUCCGAGACCAAGGUGAAUGUGGCAGCUGUUUUGUCUUUGGAAGUCUGGCAGCCAUCAAAAGUCAACGAUUAAUCCACAAGAAUCUAUCAUCUUACUUGAGUGUAGAAGAAGUAUUAGAUUGUACAUACGAAGUCAAAGAAUAUGGUAGUGAAGAUGGCUGUGAUGGUGGAUUUCCCGAUAACCCUAGCGCCACGUUUGCUUUAAACCAGUUUUCUGAUUAUACAGAAGAAGAGCGUAACAUGUUGAAUGGCUUAAUAUACGAACCCUCAAGAGAUGAUACAGUAGAAUACCUAACUGUAGACACGGAUGACGUUCCAGAUGCAUACGAUUGGAGAGAACACAACGGAGUAACUCCGGUCAGAUACCAAGGUGGAUGUGGCAGUUGUUAUGUGUUUGGAAGUUUGGCAGCGAUCGAAAGUCAACUCCUGAUCCAUAAAAAUAUAUCGUCUUAUCUGAGUGUGGAAGAAGUACUUGCAUGCACUUACUACGAUAAACAAUAUAACGAACAUGGAUGUGAUGGUGGUUAUCCAGAAGCGGUGUUUAACUUUGUUAAGGAUAGAGGUGUUACUGACGAUGAUCAUUGGAAAUACGACUCUUCAAUACACAACUUUACCGGGAUGUGCAAUAUGACUGGUAAACCAAUCAUAACGAAAAUCAAGAGCUUUCACUUUGUUCCUAACGAUGCGGAGAAACUAAAAGCUGCUGUGUAUAAAGAAGGACCGGUCAGUGCACGUAAGUACAUUGUUUGUUUUGUGCAUUUACUACGGUCAAACCAUUUUAGUAUGACACUCAAGGUCUGCCCCAAAGUUCCAUUAUAACCAGUUUGUCACAUUGCUCGUCUGUCUGAAAUGGGAAAUGACCAAUAGUGGCUUUUCGUUCGUUGCAAAGUGUUCAAAAAUUUUUCAAAGCGUCUUUUUAUUUUCUCUUUUUCUUUUCUCUAUUUUUAUAUUUUAUUUUAAUUUUUGACACUUCGCAGCGCGUUGAAACGUAACGAAAAGCCAGAAAAUUCCAUUUCCAUUUUUUGUUUUAUUUCAGACAGACGUGCAUUGUGUUUUACCCUCUUUUAAAAGUCAUUCAAUUAUGAUAACUUUACAGCCGUUGGUAGUGCGCCACUUUAUAAAUAUAAGAAAGGAAUUAUCAAAGAAGGUAAAAGUCCUAUUGAUCACUUGGUUAUGAUAGUUGGUUACGGUGAGGAAAAUGGUACUGAAUAUUGGAUUGUCAAAAACUCGUGGGGCUCUGAUUGGGGAGAAGAUGGUUACUUCAGAGUUAAAAGAGGAAGCAACAUUAUGAAUAUUGAAAGCGGCAGCUUGGAAAUUCCAACAUUACAACUUGAAGAUUAA
Messenger RNA from Bursaphelenchus okinawaensis, 7799 nucleotides. The record is from the annotation of a GenBank genome assembly. Lineage: Eukaryota; Metazoa; Nematoda; Chromadorea; Rhabditida; Aphelenchoididae.